GUAUUAUAUAUGUGGCCGACCGUGGUACCUCAUGCAUCAGAAACUCCCAGUAUCGACCAACAUGAAGUUUGUGGUUCUCGCCCUCCUGGCCACCGUGGCCACCGCCGCCCCCCAGUUCAACGCUCCUGACCCUCCUCGCUACGGUGAUUCCAGCGAGGAGGUCCCCAUUAUCAGGCACGACUUUGUACAGGGUGACGAUGGCGGCUACCAACUUGAUAUGGAGACCGGCAACGGCAUUAAGGUCUCAGAGUCUGGCGCUCCCGGAGCCGAAGGUGCCAUCGUCAGCUCUGGAUCUUACUCCUACACUGCUCCUGACGGCACCUCAGUCGAAGUAACAUACGUCGCCGACGAGAACGGCUACCAGCCCCAGUCUGACCUGCUGCCAGUGGCUCCCGCCUUCCCCCACCCAAUCCCUCAGUUCGUGCUGGACCAGAUCGCCUUCGCUGCUGAAGAGGACGCCCGUAAAAAGUCGGCCCCCUCCCGCAGCUACGGUGCUCCCUAGUAAACAGUCAUCUUCCCCCGAGGUCAACAGUCAUGUCUCCGUUGUAUAGAAGUGUCCAUCUAACUUAUUGUUUAUUGUAUUAUGUUAUUUAUUUGUCAAUGCAAAUUAAAUGAAUUAUGUAAA
Molecule: messenger RNA, 625 nt
Organism: Homarus americanus (American lobster)
Lineage: Eukaryota; Metazoa; Arthropoda; Malacostraca; Decapoda; Nephropidae
Product: cuticle protein AMP1A-like
Exons: 3
Coding region: 32-502 (156 amino acids)
Cellular component (GO): chitin-based extracellular matrix
Molecular function (GO): structural constituent of chitin-based larval cuticle
Source: RefSeq, a predicted model, not a curated record